Molecule: messenger RNA, 3576 nt
Organism: Panicum virgatum (switchgrass)
Lineage: Eukaryota; Viridiplantae; Streptophyta; Magnoliopsida; Poales; Poaceae
Product: serine/threonine-protein kinase Nek2-like
Exons: 15
Coding region: 1346-3127 (593 amino acids)
Biological process (GO): protein phosphorylation
Molecular function (GO): protein kinase activity; ATP binding
Source: RefSeq, a predicted model, not a curated record
CUCACCCUCCCUCCCUCUCUCUCUCUCUCUCUCUCCUCGGGAGGCUUCUCCCUCCUCUCCUUCGCCAAUCGCCCCCAUUGCUUUUGGGCUAUAUAGGGAGGGAUUGGAUUGGAAAAGGAGCUCCCGGCGAGUUUGAACCCAUCCAAAACCUCAUCUUUCUCUCGUCUCCCCCACGCGCUUCCCGCCGCCGCCGACGCCGACGCCGCCGCCGCCGUAUAGGAUCAAAUGCGGCGAGAUCUGUGCGCGUGACGCCGUCGCCCGCCAGAGCCUGCUCCCUCUGAGUUUCGGAACAGGGAGCGCCUGGUUCAGGUCUUCAAGAUCUCUCCGGUGGUUAAGGUGAGUUCUUGCUUGUGGACUGGAGCUCGUGGUUCAGGUUUCAGAGCUUGGCUAGGACUUUCCUUUUCUUUUGAUUUUUUUUGGCUCCUCGAUCAGUUGGAAUAGUUGGAUAUCUGCCUUUGAUGUUCCGUGCAAUGUUGCCCAAGUGGUUCUAGUGUGUUGUUGGAGUCGGUGAUUGUACUCCUGGACCCCCCAAAAAAGAUUGGAUUUUGGUUGCUUGGAUUCGGGGAUUACAUUUCACUCUCCCUGAACAUUUUUAACGCGUUGUUGGAGCUGGCAUUUCGGAUUCAGUAAGUUGAUUGUUAGAAUAUUUUGGUUUAAGUUGGUACGAGCCGGGGCCGAUUUUGAAAAUAAUUCAAUUUUGAAAAUAGAACUAUCAAAAGAAUUUAGUUGGAAUAAAGCUAAACAUCCCGAUAUGCUUCUCUUACCAUUUAUUUAUCAAGUUAAAUCCGCCUUUUAGGCUAAUUCCAGCGCUAUUUUCAAAACUAUGAACUUUGUAACUGUAUCGGAUAAGUGUCGUGAGGAUGAAACUUGUCUCACAUUUCAUGAAAUUCCUCCUCUCUCCUCGUAAUGAGCAAAUUUUCACUAAUAUGGUAUAAUAUUUAACACUUAUGAAACUUUCACUAAGAUUGGAUUUAUACGCGCGUGUUAUUAUCUACCAUUAGCAUUAAUGCUGUUACCGUGACGUUGUCGGUGGUUCUCCGGUUAAACAUUUCGAGCUCGAGCUCAGAAUCCUCCAGCUUUAGAUGGCAAGCUCGCUCGAACUCGUCUCAUUGACAGCCCUCCCGCUCAGAGGGCUCAGCUCGCUCAAGUUCAUCUCCUCCCUUGCUCUUCCUUCCCCUUCUCUCGGACUCUCUCCUCCCUUUGCUCUUCAUUCCCUGGCGGCGGCGGCUGGGCGAGCGGCGGCGCCAUUUGUCCUGUCUUCGCCCAGCCCUUUGCCGGCGACGAGCGCAUCCUCCAGGACUGUAGGACAUAAGCUUACUUUGAGUGAGCUGCAGACUACCGAAGGAUGGAUCAGUAUGAGGUAUUGGAGCAGAUUGGAAAAGGAGCAUUUGGUUCUGCACUGUUGGUGAGGCACAAGGUGGAGAAGAAGAAGUAUGUGCUCAAGAAGAUUCGACUUGCGCGACAAACGGACCGAACUCGCAGGUCUGCACAUCAGGAGAUGCAGCUUAUUGCAACAGUCAGGAAUCCAUUUAUCGUGGAGUACAAAGAUUCAUGGGUGGAAAAGGGUUGCUAUGUUUGCAUUGUUAUAGGUUACUGUGAGGGAGGAGACAUGGCUGAUGCUAUCAAAAGAGCCAACAGUAACCAUUUUUCUGAGGAGAAAAUCUGCAAGUGGCUUGUGCAGCUUCUCAUGGCUCUUGAUUAUUUGCACGCAAAUCACAUUCUUCAUCGUGAUGUGAAGUGCUCCAAUAUAUUUAUUGCCAGAGAUCAAAGCAUACGCCUUGGCGACUUUGGGCUUGCAAAAAUAUUGACUUCUGAUGACCUUGCCUCUUCUGUGGUAGGAACACCAAGUUAUAUGUGCCCAGAACUUCUUGCUGAUAUACCAUAUGGUACCAAAUCCGAUAUAUGGUCCCUAGGAUGUUGCAUAUAUGAAAUGACCGCUCUCAGGCCUGCAUUCAAAGCUUUUGACAUGCAAGCUCUGAUUAACAAGAUCACAAAGUCGAUAGUGUCACCAUUGCCCACAAGAUAUUCUGGUGCCUUUAGGGGGCUUAUCAAGAGCAUGCUACGGAAAAGUCCAGAACACAGACCAAGUGCUGCAGAACUGCUAAAGCAUCCUCAUCUUCAGCCUUAUGUGCUUCAAGUCCAGUUGAAGUCUAGUCCUUCUCGCAACAUGUCUCCAAUCUACCAAUCUUUGACAGACAAAGUUAAGAAGAUGACAUUUCCUUGCGAUAUAACUGAUUCUGUGCGAAGAAGGGUGGCAAGAAGAAACACGUUAGGAAAUGAGAGGACUGUAACAUUCUGCAAACCAUCUCCUGAGCGGAAUUCUGUUAGCUCCACUCGGAGCAUCAAAGAAUAUACAACUACACAGAGUGUCAAGGAGUUCUCCAUCGACAGCAGUCAAGUUGAUGAUGAGGUUACCAGUAAAGCCAUUAUAACAAAGACAUCAGGCAUUCUAAGGACUCCCAAGAGUACUCCAGCCAAGACAUUGACAACUAGGAAUCGGCUGGACCCUCCAAAAACAUCUUAUACCAGAACAAACCACAGCGAGCUGUCCUCAAGAACACCUCUAAACAAAAGCGCCCGUACAGCUCGAAGAGCAUCCCUCCCGCUGCCAACAUAUGGAAUGCCUAGCAGCCGCACCAUAAGCAUCCUGGACCGGCUAGACUCCCCAGAUGUGUCUGUCAAUGCACCUCGAAUUGACAGGAUUGCAGAAUUCCCUCUGGCUUCAUCGGAGGACCCCUUGGCCCCCAUCAACAAGCUCUCUCCAGCUCCUGGUCACGGUUUGUGCUCCACGCCUCCCUCCAUCAACCGGUCGAUCACCAAGGACAAGUACACUGUCCAGGUGCUGCACACCGGUGAUGGGGACAACGGGAGCGACUCAUCUGGGCGCAAUGCUACUGCUGCAUCAAGCAGAGGGUCCAACGACUCGAGGCUGCAGCGGUUCGACACCUCAUCGUUCCAGCAGCGCGCGGAGGCGCUGGAGGGGCUGCUGGAGUUCAGCGCUCAGCUGCUGCAGCAGGAGCGGUACGAGGAGCUGGGAAUCCUGCUGAAGCCAUUCGGCCCUGAGAAGGCGUCCCCCAGGGAGACCGCCAUCUGGCUCACCAAGAGCUUCAAGGAGACGACGUCAUAGCCUCUUACCUUCUGUAUGAACAUAUAGUUGCCAGUUUUGUGAUGCGCAAUGUAGCUCAGGUAGUUUAAGCUAUGUUAGGAUCCAAGCUUAGCUGCUGGAAGGCAACACCAGCUCAGUGUCGCCCUAACUCAAGUCCCCGCCCUCUAGCCAGUUUCUAGAUUGCAUUGUAGGUAAGCUCAGCAAUUGUAGUAGUUGCAGAACCGCAUGCUGAACCCAGGAUCUGGCAAAGAUCCUGAGCCUUCUUGUAACCAAAUCAUGUGUAACUCAGCAAUUAUGUAGCACUAAAUUGGAGGGCUGGAGAUCCAGUUGGCAGUAGGUUGGUUGGGUCUCCAUCUUGAACAAAGGAUGAAGAAUCCUAUGCUGGGAUCCCCUGAUGGCCUGAUCCCAGCCUCCUCUGACUAAACUAAUUCCAACUGUAAGAGAGGUCCAUGUCCUUCUGGAUUUCUGAC